Messenger RNA from Lipotes vexillifer (Yangtze River dolphin), 1044 nucleotides. RefSeq names its product zinc finger protein 773-like. The record is from RefSeq and is a predicted model, not a curated record. Lineage: Eukaryota; Metazoa; Chordata; Mammalia; Artiodactyla; Lipotidae. The coding region runs from base 1 to 1044 and encodes 347 amino acids. Gene Ontology annotation, molecular function: DNA-binding transcription factor activity, RNA polymerase II-specific; RNA polymerase II transcription regulatory region sequence-specific DNA binding. Gene Ontology annotation, biological process: regulation of transcription by RNA polymerase II. The transcript has 6 exons. Gene Ontology annotation, cellular component: nucleus.
AUGGACACUGCACUGGGCUCUGUGACCUUUGAGGACGUGGCUGUGUACUUUUCCCAGGAGGAAUGGAGGCUUCUUGAUGAGGCCCAGAGAUUCCUGUACCACGAUGUCAUGCUGGAGACCUUUGCACUUGUUGCAUCAUUGGGACUUGCAUUUUCUAGGUCGCAUGUUGUCCAAGUGAAGCUGGGAGGAGAACCCUGGGUACUUGACAGAGUGGACAUGACUCCAGCCUUUCACAAUGAACAAAGGCACUAUAAGUGCAGUGAAUGUGGUAAAGCCUUCUGCCGCAAGUACAGGCUUGCUCAGCACCAGAGAGUCCACACUGGAGAGAGGCCUUAUGAAUGCAGUGAAUGUGGGAAAACCUUCAGCUAUAAACACAUACUUAUUCAGCACCAGAGAGUCCACACUGGAGAAAGGCCUUAUGAGUGUAGUGAAUGUGGGAAGUUCUUUAGCCAAAGCUCCAGCCUCAGUGAACAUCAGAGAAUUCACACUGGAUCACGGCCUUAUAAAUGCAAUGAAUGUGGAAAAUUCUUUACGUCCAACUCCAACCUAAUUAAACACCGGCGAGUUCACACAGGCACAAGGCCUUAUGAGUGCAGUGAAUGUGGGAAAUUCUUUAACCAAAGUCCCAGCCUCAUUAAACAUCAGAGAAUCCACACUGGUGAACGGCCAUAUGAAUGCAAUGAAUGUGGGAAACUUUUUAGCCAAAGCUCUACUCUUAUUAAGCACCAGAGAGUUCACACUGGAGUAAGGCCUUAUAAAUGCAUUAAAUGUGGGAAACUUUUUAGCCAAAGCUUUGGCCUCACUCAACACCAGAGAAUUCACACUGGAGAAAGACCAUAUGAGUGCACUGAAUGUGGAGAAUUCUUUAGCCAAAACACCCAACUUACUCAACACCGAAAAGUUCACACUACAGAGAAACCCUUUGAAUGCAGCAAAUGUAGGAAAGCUUUCAGCCGAAGGUCUAACCUCAUUCGUCACCAAAAAGUUCAUACUGGAGAAAGGCCUUCAAAUGAGAUGAGAGCAGUGAAUGAGCUGUCUCCUUAG